Molecule: messenger RNA, 1055 nt
Organism: Gymnodraco acuticeps
Lineage: Eukaryota; Metazoa; Chordata; Actinopteri; Perciformes; Bathydraconidae
Product: zinc finger protein 239-like
Exons: 3
Coding region: 130-945 (271 amino acids)
Biological process (GO): regulation of transcription by RNA polymerase II
Molecular function (GO): RNA polymerase II cis-regulatory region sequence-specific DNA binding; DNA-binding transcription factor activity
Source: RefSeq, a predicted model, not a curated record
CUGCCGCCAAAACUGAAGAUGUGACGUGGGCUCUAACUCUAGGGCUCUGGGUGGCGGUAUGCAAUUUUUAAGUUGUUUGCAAUCCGCCAAAACCGAGAGAAGAAGAAGAAGAGGUAGAAGAAGAGCAGCAUGGAGGAGAACAAGGAGACCCCUGGAGCUCAGAAACUGAAAAGAAGAGAGAGACGUCACAGCUGUCAGCAAUGUGACAAAUCCUUUACAACAUCUGGAACUUUAAAUCGCCACCUGCAUAUUCACACUGGAGAAAAACCGUACAGCUGUGAAGAGUGUGGGGAAACUUUCACUAGAUCAGAUGCUCUCAAAAGACAUCACCGUAUUCAUACAGGAGAAAAACCGUACUGCUGUGAAGAGUGUGGGACAACUUUCACUACAUCAGGUGCUCUAGAAUCACAUCACCGUAUUCACACAGGAGAAAAACCGUACAGCUGUGAAGAGUGUGGGAAAACUUUCACUAGAUCAGAUGCUCUCAAAAGACAUCACCGUAUUCAUACAGGAGAAAAACCAUACUGGUGUGAAGAGUGUGGGAAAACUUUCACUACAUCAGGUGAUCUCAAAAUACAUCACCGUAUUCAUACAGGAGAAAAACCAUACUGGUGUGAAGAGUGUGGGAAAACUUUCAUUAAAUCAGGUGAUCUCAAAAUACAUCACCGUAUUCAUACAGGAGAAAAACCAUACUGGUGUGAAGAGUGUGGGAAAACUUUCACUUCAUCAGGUGCUCUCAAAAGACAUCACAGUAUUCAUACAGGAGAAAAACCGUACUGGUGUGAAGAGUGUGGAAAAACGUUCACUUCAUCAGGUGCUCUCAAAAGACAUCACAGUAUUCAUACAGGAGAAAAACCGUACUGGUGUGAAGAGUGUGGAAAAAUGUUCACUAGAUCAGAUACUCUCAAAUCACAUCUUCGUGUUCACACAGGAUUAAAACCAUAGUGGUGGGAGUGUGGGAAAACUAUGAGAGCCAAGCUAGCUGUUUCCUUCUCCUGAUGUCCUGAGAGCUGUAGUUAUAUAGUCUCAUUGAAAUAAAGCUUAUUUCAUUCAAA